UUCUCCCAGUUGUGACGUUAGAUCGAGUUAGCAGCCAUCCUGUUGUUGCGUCACUAUCGGACCUUCGAGGACCCCACUUCCAUAUGGCAAGCCUUGUACAUAUAUAAGACGAGAGACCGGCAUGGCGGAGAACGGCAUCAAGCUGCUGGUAUCCCUCAAAAGCCCUAGUAUAGCUCACAUACGGCAAAAGUUUUUACUGUUUAAUCAUAGUCUGCACAUUUGCUAAAUAAUCUUUUAUCGACAAUCAACAUGGCACCAUCAACCACCAAGGCAUGGACUGUCCAAGGAAAGGACGGCUUCGAGUCUCUCAAGUUUAACGAGCAGGCCAAGGUACCUGAGAUUGGCGACAAAGAUGUCCUCGUCAAGAUCCAUGCUGCGUCUCUCAACUACCGUGAUCUCGUCAUCCCCAAGGGCAAAUACCCCUUCCCCAUGAGAGACAACGUUAUUCCUGGCUCAGAUGGCGCUGGUACCGUAGAAGCUGUUGGCAAGCACGUCACACGCUUCCAGCCUGGAGACAAGGUAGUCACUCUCUUCAACCAGGGCCACAUCGCCGGCUCUCUCGACGCACAAUCCCUCGGUACCGGUCUCGGUGGCGCCAUAGACGGCACUCUGCGGGAGCACGGCGUCUUCGACGAGGCAGGCCUCGUCAAGGCCCCCUCCAACCUCAACAUGCUCGAAGCCUCGACCCUAUCCUGCGCAGCUCUCACAGCCUGGAAUGCCCUCUACGGCAUCGAGUCGCGCGCCCUCAAGCCCGGCGAAACAGUCCUCACCCAAGGCACCGGCGGCGUCAGCAUCUUCGCCCUGCAAUUCGCAAAGGCAGCCGGCGCAAAAGUCAUUGCUACCACCAGUUCCGCCAGCAAGGCCGAACUCCUCAAGAAGUACGGCGCAGACCACGUCAUCAACUACAAGGAGACGCCAAACUGGGGCGAGGAAGCUGCAAAGCUUACUCCUGGUGGUGCGGGUGUCCAGCACGUAGUCGAAGUUGGUGGCCCAACCACAAUGGCACAGUCGCUCAAGGCCGUUGCCAUUGACGGCAUCAUCACUAUCAUUGGCUUCAUUGGUGGCUUCGAAAAGAACCAGCCUACGUUCCUCGAAUGCUUGAACAACAUUUGCACCGUCCGCGGUAUCCUUGUCGGCUCACGACUGCAAAUGGAGGAUAUGUGCCGCGCCAUUGAGGCGAAUGACAUUCACCCUAUCGUCGAUGAGAAGGUGUUUGAGCUCAAGGAUCUCAAGGAGGCAUACCAGUACAUGUGGGACCAGAAGCACUUUGGUAAGCUUACUGUCAAGGUUGCUGCGUAAAAUAUAGUAUGUAAUCAACUGCACACGAGUGAUGCCAUGUGUAUAUAUGCCUUUAAUGAAUAUAAUUUAGCCGUUCGAGCAAUGCUUCCAUUUCCAUGUCAAUCGCUAU
Molecule: messenger RNA, 1408 nt
Organism: Bipolaris sorokiniana ND90Pr
Lineage: Eukaryota; Fungi; Ascomycota; Dothideomycetes; Pleosporales; Pleosporaceae
Exons: 3
Coding region: 250-1299 (349 amino acids)
Molecular function (GO): oxidoreductase activity
Source: RefSeq, a predicted model, not a curated record